Messenger RNA from Cyclopterus lumpus (lumpfish), 2032 nucleotides. RefSeq names its product chromosome 6 C12orf29 homolog (gene rlig1). Bases 151 to 1152 code for a protein of 333 amino acids. The record is from RefSeq and is a predicted model, not a curated record. Gene Ontology annotation, biological process: response to reactive oxygen species. Gene Ontology annotation, molecular function: RNA ligase (ATP) activity. The transcript is spliced from 7 exons. NCBI's taxonomy places the organism in Eukaryota, Metazoa, Chordata, Actinopteri, Perciformes, Cyclopteridae.
CACACACACACACACACAUAUCCCCCGCCUCCCCCCUUGAGUGCUAGCCGCGAUGCUGCUCCGAAGCUAACAUGCACACCGUGGAGGAGUCUGCGACUAACACGUGAACGUUACUACAACAACAACAACAACAACAACAACAACAACAACAUGCGACGUCUGGGCGCCGUUCAGCAGAAGAUACCGUGCGUCUUCCUGACGGAGGUGAAGGAGGAACAGUCGCGGAAACGGGACCGCCAGCAAUUUCAGGUUGUUGCCACAGCAACCGUGAACCCCGUUGCCCUGGAGGCCAACGUCGACGGUGCGCUCGCCACCGAAAAACUAGACGGCACGUGCUGCUACGUUACGGUUUAUAAAGGGCGACCUCACCUCUGGGCUCGACUGGACCGGAAGCCCAACAAACAGGCGGAGAAGAGGUUCAAGAAGCAUCAGCACGCUCCCCGCGGCUGUGACGGUUUCUCGUGGACCGUGGAGGAGGACUUCAAGGCGGUGCCGGACACCUGGAUCCCGGCUCACCGAGUCCAACAGCGCGACGGUCACCCGGUGCCGGACCGGCACGGACACAUUCCAGGUUGGGUUCCGCUGGACGAGGACAACAAGCAGUACUGCUGGCACGCCUCCGUGGUGGACUCCGAGGCCCGGCUGGCUCUGGUCCUCCGGCCCGGCGCCGAUGACGAUGACGAUGACGCGCUAGAAGUCGCGGCCGUCCCGUUGGCCGACCUCCUGGAACAAACGCUGGAGCUCAUCGGCACCAACGUCAACGGAAACCCGUACGGACUGGGGAGCAAGAAGCAGCCCGUCCACUAUCUGGUGUCACACGGGACCGUCCCCAUCAGAGACCCGCCCCCAGCGGACCUCCGGCAGCUGGGCUCCUGGUUCCAGGAGAGCCCCGAGGGACGCGUGGAGGGCGUCGUGUGGCACUGCGACGACGGCACGCUCGUUAAGGUCCACCGGCACCACCUGGGACUGAGGUGGCCGGACGGGGGGACGUCCCUCACCGACAGGCCGGUGGUGGUUCGCGUGGACAACAUUAGCAGCAUUAGCAUUAGCAGCAUUAGCAUUAGCAGCAGUAGCAUCAGCAGCAUGGACUUGUUCACCUUCUUCUCUGCGCUCAAUGGACGUCGCUUCAGUCGCCUGCUGGACAUCAAGUGACACGAACGCACUACGAGACAAUGACACCUUUCCUCUCUGGAGCUCCUGCAAGUAUUCUCGGCAAUCAUUCCAGAUGCGAGUAAACAACAACAACAACAACAACAACAACAAAAACAACGACGGGACAUGUCGAAAGCAGCACGAGUGGUUCAAAGUGUUCCACUAAACUUGUCUUUGAAUAAAAGGACGAGUAUGAACGUUUAUCAUCUGAUUUCUAUUCAACAGUCGGCUUUAUUGACACACGUUAGAAAAAAAAGUACACACACAUAAAUAAAACUACUGUGCUACACGGCGCUGAGAUGUAGCCCAUAAAUACGUCAUUUAAAGGCACAGUAACCGCGUGUUAGCUGACGGACACGUCGGGCAGUUGGGGUUUCACUCCGAACUGAUGGCAAACCUUCCUCAGCUGCUCCUCCAGCAGGAGGUUCUUCCGGACCUCCACGUUGUAGUUGUACUUCAGGUCUUCGACCUCGUCGAAGAACGUGGGGUCGAAGUUCUCCAGCUCCUCCUUCAGCUUCUCGACCUCCGCUUGGAGUUUGGUUUUCUCCGUCUCGGCGGCGUGCAGGAAGCGCCUGAGCUUGGCGUGGUCUAGAGGGUCGGGGUCGGGGGGGGAGAUGAGACGUGAGACACGGGGGGGGGAAAAACAAAUCGAUAACCAUCUCCGGUGUCAGAGGUCAGGAGGUCACCUGGCUGAGAAGAGGUUUCUCCGUAUCGCUCGCUGUACUCGCUCAGCCGUCGUUUCAGUUCCGUGUUCUCCGCCUCCAUCGAUCUGAAGAACAAACAACAACAACAAUCAACAACAAUCCAGUUCCACGGGAUGGAGAAUUAUCAUGAUCCACGAUGUAAAAGUGUUCCCACAAUAAACGGUGAAGUUGCCUUU